Molecule: messenger RNA, 1014 nt
Organism: Exophiala spinifera
Lineage: Eukaryota; Fungi; Ascomycota; Eurotiomycetes; Chaetothyriales; Herpotrichiellaceae
Exons: 2
Coding region: 1-1014 (337 amino acids)
Molecular function (GO): zinc ion binding
Source: RefSeq, a predicted model, not a curated record
AUGGCCAGCUCAUACACUACGAGAAAUGGGCGCACGAGCAAACGCGGCCUUUUUCUAGGAGGCGUCUGGCAAUGCGACUGCGAACCACGCCUCCCAGCCGACAAGUUCCAGGUGAAGAAUGGCGGAAAGAACCAUGGAAGAUGGUUCUACACUUGUCAAAAACCACAACAUAAGCGAUGCAAGUUCUUUCUCUGGACCGACGAUGCCAAAGUUCGCGAGGAAGCGGCAGUUUUGAGCAAUUCUCGUUCAGAACCACCUGCACAACCCCAGACUCCUCGAAAACCGAGAGCGGCCGAGAUCCCGCCUACUCCAGACACGAAAACAAGCAAGUUUGGCUCGGACAGGGCGGGCCGGGUUCAAGAGAAGUACCAAGGAAAGUCCGAAGCCGAUUCAAGCUUCGACUGGUCCUCGAGCAAUGAUGAAGCGUUGUUAGAGGCUGAACUGCAGACAUCAAAGGAGCAAGUACCAUUUGAAACCCCCAAGAAAGCUGCCAGAACUUUAUCUACCACUUCUCCGGGCAAAAGGGUAUUUCGCCAAUCGGCGGAACAGGAUAACGAUGCGGAUGACACAUGGCCACUGAGUGACGAUGUCUUCGCAACACCGUCCACCUCAACUAAAUCUGGAGUAGCCGGCUUACUCUCUCCUGGCGAUACGCCUGCGAGAGAUCGAUCCCAAUUUGUGGUUCCGGACUCUGCACCCUCUGCUUUGGCCGUCGAAGUUCUUGCUGUAUUGUCCAAAGUGCCCUUGAGCUCCGAGGUGAAGAAAGAAUUGAUCGACCUCCUCAACAGACAUGAUCUGCGUACCCAAGGAAUCAUCAAAGGCCGUGACAUUACUCGAUUAGCCGUUCAAAGCAAGGAGAAAAAGAUUGCAGAACUACAGGCUCGAAUAGGAGCUUUGGAAGCUGAGCGAGAAACCAAUCGUGCAGUGAUCAGUCAUAUGAAACAUGAUAUUGCGACCUCACCGAAAGUCAGUAGGAGCGCAAGGAAAAUUCCGGGGCGGCGGUCAGAGGUGUGA